UAAUAUAGUUUAACGUGCCAGUGUUGUGUUCACUAAUUUACCAAACAGCUUUUACAAAAAUUUUAGUAUAGAGAGAAUCAAAUAAAACUGUGUAAAACUAGAUUUUUGGAACCCAAAUUCUAGUUGUUUCCUCUGCCAUGCAAGUUGACUCAGUCGUAGUUACUAAGAGCUAAAAUAACAUUGCAAACUACAUUUCCCAUAAUUCAUUCGAAUCAGGAACUCACGCUACCAGCCAAUCAGCAGUCAGGAUUCCUGCACAUGGCCGUCUAGGUCAACUGGACCUGAGUGGGGUCUUGUGAGCGAAAUAUUAGUGCUUUAAAAAGUCAUUAUGAAGAAGUCUGAUCUUAUACAGUUUCCAUCUGAGAUAUUAUUCUACAUUUCGCGAUUCUAAACACCCUAAACGCCAGAAGACGCUCAGCUUCCCAAAGGAGAUCAGGAAGUCAUCAUCAGCUGUCAAUGAUGUCCAUGUUCAGCACUGGUAUCCUGGUCCUUACAUCUCCCUUACACGUACUUCCUCUCCGCAUAGCGCCUGUCCUCACCUCUGCGGCACAAGUGGUGGAGCGUACACUUUAUGUCCAUCUCCACCCCGGUCUCAACCUGGGCCCAGGUGGACUGGCGCGGCCCGUCUACAUCCCACCCGUGGUGGAUCUUUGCAGCCUCAUCUCCCGCCUUUACAGCAACGCAGCCGAUAUUUGCGGGCACCUUGACGUCAGGGUCUUGCUUACUAACGUCCGUGCCCAAUCUGGAGUCUCUUCGGCAGGGUCGGUUGGAACCAACAGCCCAUUUCCCUACCCACAGACACUGUCCCACUCACCUGAAGUGGUGUUGACAGACUUCCACAUCCAAGAUCCCGGACAGUCAUCACUAGUCACCCAGUGCUUGCAGAAGUACACGGGUCACUGCUACGUCUGCACGCCCAGGCUCUCAUCCAUCCUUCUGGACCCAAAUCUAGAAGAGGUUUGCAGUGAGGAGGAUAAUGAGAGAGGAAGACAAACACAAUCAGAAUCCUUAGAGACGUUCAGUGAUGUUGUGGUGGGUGGCACUUUUGACCGUCUACAUGGUGCCCACAGGACCCUGUUGAAUAUUUCCUGUCUGCUGGCCAAUAGACGCUUUCUAAUUGGCGUGUGUGACCAGGAACUAUUGAAAAAUAAGGUCUUGAAGGAGUUGAUAGAACCAUACGAUAUUCGAGUACAGAAGCUACAGGAGUUUCUGAACGAUGUCAAACCAUCUCUCAAGUAUGAAAUCGUUCCUCUCUCGGAUCCCUUCGGCCCCUCUAUCAGCGACCCUGAGCUGCAGUGUAUUGUGGUCAGUGAGGAGACGAAGAAAGGGGGUGAAGCUGUCAACCGAAGGCGUGUGGAAAAUAAAUUGGCAGAGUUGGUUCUGUAUGAGAUCCAGCUUUUGAAAGACGCCCAUCGCGCUGACAUCGAGGAAGAGAAGAUCAGUUCUUCCAGCCUAAGAACGAGAUUACUGGGCACACUGCUCAAACCUCUUGCUCCUCGGUCUGAUCUCUCUCUGGAUCCAUAUGUGAUCGGUCUGACGGGUGGCAGUGGAUCGGGGAAGAGCUCUAUAGCUCGCAGACUGGAGGGGCUCGGUGCUGUAUGGAUCGACUGCGAUCAGCUGGGUCAUGAGGCUUACCUACUGGGCACAUCUGUAUACCACAAAGUCCUGCAGGAGUUUGGCCCAGAUAUCCUUAACGAGGAUAAAACCAUUAACAGACGAGUACUGGGUGGGAAGGUAUUUGGGAAUCAGGAACGUUUGAAAGCUCUGACAGAUAUAGUGUGGCCUGAGAUCGCCCUGCUGGUGAAGAAUAAAAUAGAACAAGCAAAAGUACAAGGUAAACAUGUUUGUGUUGUGGACGCGGCCGUGUUGCUCGAGGCUGGGUGGACACAUUUGGUGCAUGAGGUUUGGGUGGCCACCAUCCCAGAGGAAGAAGCAGUGAAGCGUAUAGUCCAGCGUGAUGGUGUAGAGGAGGAGGUCGCCAUGAGGAGACUGAAGAGCCAGUGGCCCAAUGCCAAGCUGAUAGAACAUGCCAAUGUAGUGCUGUGCACACUAUGGGAACCUGAUGUCACUCAGAGAGAAGUAUUGAAAGCCUGGACUCUUUUACAACAGCGGAUACAGCAGAGAAGACGAGAGGAAAUCAGUUCUUCAUCCUGAUCACACAGAUCCACACACAAACGCAAGGCUCAGAGUCACUUCCAAUUCAUAAGAACAUGACUAGAUCUCAUUUUCAAAAUGUAGCUAAAUAUUAACACCAGACUGUUUUUCUUAGUUGAUCAUUUGAUUAGCAUCAUCAAGUGAUCGCUUUUAAA
Messenger RNA from Xyrauchen texanus (razorback sucker), 2309 nucleotides. It is a transcript of the gene coasy, whose product is annotated as CoA synthase. Gene Ontology annotation, molecular function: ATP binding; dephospho-CoA kinase activity. Gene Ontology annotation, biological process: coenzyme A biosynthetic process. The record is from RefSeq and is a predicted model, not a curated record. Bases 457 to 2154 code for a protein of 565 amino acids. The transcript is spliced from 10 exons. NCBI's taxonomy places the organism in Eukaryota, Metazoa, Chordata, Actinopteri, Cypriniformes, Catostomidae.